UACAGUGUAACAUUCCAAGCGUAAGUUUAAARUUACGUGUUUUACACGACUUUAUUACUCACUUUACCAACCAAUGCGAGCCCAAAACACCUAGAAAGGGCCUCCAUACAAGAGAUCAAAAAAUAAUGUCUCACAAAGGAGGGAAAAAAGGUUCUCUACCGMGAAAAGGAAAGCAYUGGUCCCACAGCGUCCGCGAAAUUGURCUCUGCAAAAACGAUGGUAGCUUUAAUCUCAAGAUCGACGGCGGUGCAGAGAACGGAGAGUUCAUCUACAUCGGUGGAAUAAAAGAGAAAAAAGUGAAAUACAAAAAGGGAAAAUUCCAUGUUGAUGACAUUGUGUUAGAAGUUAAUGGGAGCUCAGUAGCUGGGUUUACAAGGCCGGAUUUUCUAACGCUUAUCAACAARGAUGGCAAGGACGCGGUGAAUAUGCGUGUUGUAAAACCAGGAGGUGGUAUUAUGAAAGAGCUGCGAGAAUAUUUAGCUUUGAGACUUAAGGAUUCACCGGACAAUGGACUUCAACAAACUAUCAGAGACAAUCUUUAUCGGAGGACUGUWCCUUGUACUACAAGAUAUCCAAGAGAGGGUGAGGUUCCUGGUGUUGACUAUGUAUUCCUGAGUAUGGAUGAAUUCCGUGAUAUGGAGAGAAGAGGAGCAUUUAUAGAGACAGGAAACUAUGAAGGMAACUUGUAUGGUACUCCAAAGCCUCCUAAAAUGCCCACAUCAACUCUUCAGUCAAUGCCAAAGCCUGAGAAUAAGCCAAAACGUCCCAAGUCAGUCAAUCUUAUGGAUCCUACAUUUGUGCCAGAGCAGCUGGGGUAUAAUGAGGAGAAUGCAAACUACCUUGGWCCAUUGCCUCCAGACUGGGAAGUAGGUUAUACAGAAGAAAACGAGAAGUAUUUCAUCAAUCAUAGAACUGGCACCACACAGUGGACUGAUCCUAGACUUGGAAAGAAAGAAAAGCAUGAUGAAUUCAUUGAUGAAGCAUUGAAGGCAGAAACUUUGAAGGGGAAUUAAUAAGGACAUCACUGUUUAAAGGAUCCAGAGGUUUUGGGUUCACCAUUAUUGGCGGCGACGAACCUGGCGAGCUUCUGCAGAUAAAGAGUAUUGUACCAGAUGGCGCUGCAGCUAAAGAUGGGAGACUAAGAGUUGGAGAUGCUUUAGUUAGGCUGAAUGGACGGCCAGUUGUCCACAAGACCCAUCAAGAGGUUGUUGGAAUGUUCCAGCAUAUGCCACAUGGGGAAGAUGUAGAACUYGAGAUGAUCCGUGGGUAUCCACUUCCGUUUGAUCCAGAUGAUCCCAAUGUGGAAACCAUUGGGUCRUAUACUGUUGUCCGAUCACCCUCAGGUAGACCACAAUCCCCUGGGGGAUAUAACCAUGAUGGGCUCUUACCCCCUUCAACAAAGUUUGGUUUUGGCAAGUCGGCCUCUGACCAGAGUUUGUCGUCAAGUAAUUCAGCAGCAAGACAGCAACAAGGAGUUGUCGGAGGCAAAGAAGAACAAACACAGGCUUCCAUAGGGACUGUAGUACCUGGGAGUCCAGCAGACGAAGCCAACCUCCAGCGCGAUGACAUCAUAGUGCACGUGAAUGACAAGAAUGUGAUUGGCUCAAGCCACCAUCACGUGAUCUCACUUAUUCAUGAAGCAGCAGAUAGUGGGUUUGUUACGCUUGGAAUUCAAAGGGCUGGAUCGCGGUCAGGGCGGUCCACUCCAACCCGACGUACCUCGGGCUCUAGUCAGAGUCGUCUCGGGUCUCGUUCAGCGGGAGACUUAACAUACUAUGGCGUCAGGAACGAGGAUGAUAGAGGCUACAARCAUCCACCYGGCCGAGACCGACGCCGCAGUGAGUCAGACAAGAGAGAACCAGACAUUCCUAUGAAAUAUCAAGAAAUUAGAUUGACGCGUGGUCCAACCGAAGGCUUUGGAUUUGUAGUGGCCUCGUCACAAGAAACUGGAUCGACUAUUGGUCAACCUUAUCAAGAGCUCAGGAACAACUGUUGAUCUUACAAUCGCUUCGAAACCGCCAUUAGACUACGAGAAUGACGACCGCUAUUACAGAGGCGGAAACAGGGCAAGAGGCAAUGGCUACGUAUCAGAUGGGGAUUUCUAUUCCCGAAAGAGAGACGAAUUUAGCAGAAUGGAAGAGGAAGAAGCAUAUGAAAGAGAGCGUCAGCGGCGCGAACGAGAAGAGAAGCGAAUUCAAGAAGAACGAAGAAGGGAAGACGAGCGCCGUGAAGCAGAAAGGCGAGAAGAAGAGCGAAGGAAGGAGGAGGAAAUAAGACGCGAAGAAGAACGAAAAAGGGAAGAAGAAAGGAGAAGAGAAGAGGAGCGAAAACGAGAAGAAGAAAAGAGAAGAGAAGAUGAAAGAAGACUUGAAGAAGAGCGUARGAAAGAGGAAGAAAAGCGACGUCUUGAAGAUCAACGGCGCGAAGAUGAAAGACGAUGGGCUCAAGAACGCGAAGAAGACCGCCGAUGGGACGCUGAGCGCAGACGAACUAUGGAGAGAAAACGUUAUGAAGAAGACAGCAGACGACAAGAAGARGUUAAACGACAAGAGGAUAUACGAAGACGAGAAGAAGAAUCGAGACUUCAGGAUGAGCUCCGACGAAAAACCGAAGAUAACCGACGACAGGACGAAGUCCGAAGACGCGUCGAAGAAACAGCGAGGCAACAAGAAAAAGCACGAGAGGAGGAAAGGCGGCGUCGUGAAGAGGAACAAAUCAAACGAGUUACUCAGAGCGUAGUGUCGAGCGCCCCUCCCCCUGCAAAAAAACCUCCCCCACCCGUCCCCCCUAAGCCAUCUAAAGCUAAAGUCCAACAAGCCAGAGAAGAACGACUAGGGUACUCUACCCUACCCCCGUUUUAUGAACAUUUUAUAUACAAAAAAUGGCAAAAUCUUAAUACGCGAUAACAUUUUUUAAAAUGCAUUAAUAUUAAUAAGUAGAUAUGCCAAAUAUAUUUUAGUUUUAAUCCAUCGAGAGGAGAAUCUGCGGAAUGGCUUUUCAUUUCGAGAAUGGAGACGCAGAUUUAAGAAMGUCCUCGAGAUUUUUACAUUCCAGUCGUUUCCAUUGCAAAAAUUGAACUCYCCAUGGAGCUUAGAUUAGCUUAUUUUCCGUUAUCUCGAAGGGGAUGAUAAUUAGCUACGACUUUGAUAGCCAUGUUGGUUAAUGUGGUUUGGAAUGAGCUUGAAAAAUUAGCUAAUACGACUAAAUAGGGAUAUAUAGUUUAAAGGAACGAAAGAAUUUGUGGAAAUUAUUACAUUGUACUAAUUUCUCAUGUAAUUUGAGUGUGUAUUACAAGUUUGACCAUUGUUUAAUUAAAUCCAAUUUUAUCAAACAUGGCAUCGAUUAUGAUAUCAAAUUGGUCGAUAUUAGUCGAGUUAUAAGCCAGUGAAUAGAGCACUUUUGUAAAUGAUAACUGUAAAUAAGAUAACAGUUUUGUUCAUUUAAUAAAACUGUUUUCGGUUAACAAGGUUCUCUCAAUCGUAGGGACACCAUUCCUAAAACAGCCAGCAUAAUAGAUAGAUAUUGUAGAAGCGAAAACAUACCUUAAAGGGYCAUUGUUAACCGGCAUUAAAUGCGGUUGUCUUUCAGAUUUGACAAUUAUGUAAAAUGAUAUGAAUUCAGUCAUCAUUCGCAAUCCGUUUCCAUCGUUUGRAYUGAAGCCCAAAUUUUACAAUAYGAACAUCCAUAGARAAUAACAGCUCGAAAGGGAUGCCGGUUGAUCAUGAACCUUUAUUUUUCUUUCAAUUGCAAUAUUUACCAAGUAAACAUAUCCAUAGAAUCACUUAUAUAUUUGUAAUUACUCGAAGUUGUAUUUUUAAGUCAGGAGCAGUGCACUGUGAAUGUGCUUUUGGUAGGAAGAAAUGCAGUCAACUAUUUUACAAUGUACCAGUCCACGCGCGAUGUGUGCGACACGAUGUGUGGGACUGGUGAUGAAUUUUCAAUUCGUAGUAAUUUUAGCAUUGUUGUAAUACUGAGAUAUGUGUUUAAUAAAGUGUUUGAUAAGUAACUUGA
Messenger RNA from Exaiptasia diaphana, 4011 nucleotides. RefSeq names its product membrane-associated guanylate kinase, WW and PDZ domain-containing protein 1. Gene Ontology annotation, cellular component: cytoplasm. Gene Ontology annotation, molecular function: protein binding. Lineage: Eukaryota; Metazoa; Cnidaria; Anthozoa; Actiniaria; Aiptasiidae. Gene Ontology annotation, biological process: signal transduction. The record is from RefSeq and is a predicted model, not a curated record.